This is a messenger RNA of Closterium sp. NIES-65, 9438 nucleotides long. NCBI's taxonomy places the organism in Eukaryota, Viridiplantae, Streptophyta, Zygnematophyceae, Desmidiales, Closteriaceae. The record is from the annotation of a GenBank genome assembly.
AUGGACGUGCACGUCAACGUGGACGUGGUCAUGGACGUGGACGUGGACGUGGACGUGGACGUAGACGUGGUCGUGGACAUGGACGUGGCCCUGGACAUGGACAUAGACGUGGACGUGGACGUGGACGUGGUCGUGGACGUGGACGUGGACGUGGACAUGGACGUGGACGUGGACGUGGACGUGGACAUGGACGUGGAAGUGGACGUGGACGUGGACAUGGACGUGGACGUGGACGUGGACGUGGACGUGGACAUGAACGUGGACAUGGAAGUGGACGUGGAUGUGGACGUAGAUAUGGACGUGGACGUGGACAUGGACGUGGACGUGGACGUGGACCUGGACGUGGACAUGGACGUGGACGUGGACGUGGACGUGGACGUGGAAAUGGACGUGGACGUGGACAUGGACGUGGACGUGGACAUGGUCGUGGACUUGGACCUGGACGUGGACGUGGACAUGGACGUGGACAUGGUGAUGGACGUGGACGUGGACGUGGACGUGGAGGUGGACAUGGACGUGGACGUGGACGUGGACGUGGACAUGGUCGUGGACAUGGACGUGGAAGUGGACGUGGUCGUGGUCGUGAACAUGGACGUGGAAGUGGACAUGGACCUGGACGUGGACGUGGACGUGGACGUCGACGUGGACAUGGACGUGGACGUGGAUGUGGACGUGGACGUGGACGUGGACAUGGACGUGGACGUGGACAUGGACGUGGACGUGGACGUGGACAUGGUCGUGGACAUGGACCUGGACAUGGACGUGGACGUGGACGUGGACAUGCACGUGGACGUGGACGUGGACAUGGACGUGGACGUGGACGUGGACGUCGACAUGGACGUGGACAUGGAUGUGGACGUGGACGUGGACGUGGACAUGGACGUGGACGUGGACGUGGACAUGGACCUGGACGUGGACGUGGACGUGGACGUGGACAUGGACGUGGACGUGGACGUGGACAUGGACGUGGACGUGGACGUGGACAUCGACGUGGACGUGGACGUGGACAUGGAUGUGGACGAGGACGUGGACGUGGAGGACUUGGACGUGGACAUGGACGUGGACGUGGACGUGGACGUGGACAUGGACCUGGACGUGGACGUGGACAUGGACGUGGACGUGGACGUGGACAUCGACGUGGACGUGGACGUGGACAUGGAUGUGGACGAGGACGUGGACGUGGAGGACUUGGACGUGGACAUGGACGUGGACGUGGACGUGGACGUGGACAUGGACGUGGACGUGGACAUGGACGUGGACGUGGAUGUGGACGUGGACGUGGACGUGGACGUGGACGUGGACGUGGACAUGGACAUGGACGUGGACGUGGACGUGGACGUGGACGUGGACAUGGACAUGGACGUGGAUGUGGACGUCGACAUGGACAUGGACGUGGACAUGGACAUGGACAUGGACGUGGACAUGGACAUGGACAUAGACGUGAACAUGGACAUGGACAUGGACAUGGACAUGGACGUGGACAUGGACAUGGACAUGGACAUGGACGUGGACGUGGACAUGGACAUGGACGUGGACGUGGACAUGGACAUGGGCGUAGACGUGGACAUGGAGGUGGACGUGGACGUGGACGUGGACAUGGACGUGGACGUGGACAUGGUCGUGGACAUGGACGUGGAAGUGGACGUGGUCGUGGUCGUGAACAUGGACGUGGAAGUGGACAUGGACCUGGACGUGGACGUGGACGUGGACGUCGACGUGGACAUGGACGUGGACGUGGAUGUGGACGUGGACGUGGACGUGGACAUGGACGUGGACGUGGACAUGGACGUGGACGUGGACGUGGACAUGGUCGUGGACAUGGACCUGGACAUGGACGUGGACGUGGACGUGGACAUGCACGUGGACGUGGACGUGGACAUGGACGUGGACGUGGACGUGGACGUCGACAUGGACGUGGACAUGGAUGUGGACGUGGACGUGGACGUGGACAUGGACGUGGACGUGGACGUGGACAUGGACCUGGACGUGGACGUGGACGUGGACGUGGACAUGGACGUGGACGUGGACGUGGACAUGGACGUGGACGUGGACGUGGACAUCGACGUGGACGUGGACGUGGACAUGGAUGUGGACGAGGACGUGGACGUGGAGGACUUGGACGUGGACAUGGACGUGGACGUGGACGUGGACAUGGACCUGGACGUGGACGUGGACAUGGACGUGGACGUGGACGUGGACAUCGACGUGGACGUGGACGUGGACAUGGAUGUGGACGAGGACGUGGACGUGGAGGACUUGGACGUGGACAUGGACGUGGACGUGGACGUGGACGUGGACAUGGACGUGGACGUGGACAUGGACGUGGACGUGGAUGUGGACGUGGACGUGGACGUGGACGUGGACGUGGACGUGGACAUGGACAUGGACGUGGACGUGGACGUGGACGUGGACGUGGACAUGGACAUGGACGUGGAUGUGGACGUCGACAUGGACAUGGACGUGGACAUGGACAUGGACAUGGACGUGGACAUGGACAUGGACAUAGACGUGAACAUGGACAUGGACAUGGACAUGGACAUGGACAUGGACGUGGACAUGGACAUGGACAUGGACAUGGACGUGGACGUGGACAUGGACAUGGACGUGGACGUGGACAUGGACAUGGGCGUAGACGUGGACAUGGAGGUGGACGUGGACGUGGACGUGGACAUGGACGUGGACGUGGACAUGGUCGUAGACAUGGACCUGGACGUGGACGUGGACGUAGACAUGGACGUGGACGUGGACGUGGACGUGGACGUGGACCUGGACAUGGACGUGGACGUGGACGUCGACGUGGACGUGGACGUGGACGUGGACGUGGACGUGGUCGUGGACAUGGACCUGGACGUGGACGUGGACAUGGACGUGGACAUGGUCGUGGACGUGGACGUAGACGUGGACGUGGACGUGGACAUGGUCGUGGACGUGGACGUGGAAGUGGACGUGGUCGUGGUCGUGGUCGUGGACAUGGACGUGGACGUGGACGUACACGUGGACGUGCACGUCGACGUGGACGUGGUCAUGGACGUGGACGUGGACGUGGACGUAGACGUGGUCGUGGACGUGGACGAGGACAUGGACAUGGACAUGGAAGUGGACGUCGACGUGGACGUGGACAUGGACGUGGACCUGGACAUGGACAUAGACGUGGACGUGGACGUGGACGUGGUCGUGGACGUGGACGUGGAGAUGGACGUGGACAUGGACGUGGACGUGGACAUGGACGUGGACGUGGACGUGGACAUGGACGUGGACGUGGACGUGGACGUGGACAUGGACGUGGACAUGGAAGUGGACGUGGACGUGGACGUGGAUAUGGACGUGGACGUGGACGUGGACGUCGACGUGGACGUGAACAUGGAAGUGGACGUGGACGUGGACAUGGACGUGGACAUGGACAUGGACGUGGACGUGGACGUGGACAUGGUCGUGGACGUGGACGUGGACGUGGACAUGGUCAUGGACGUGGACGUGGACGUGGACGUGGACAUGGACGUGGACGUGGACGUGGACAUGGUCGUGGACGUGGAAGUAGACGAGGUCGUGGUCGUGGUCGUGGACAUGGACGUGGACGUGGACGAAGACGUGGACGUCGACGUCGACGUGGACGUCGACGUGGACGUGGACGUCGACGUCGACGUGGACGUAGACAUAGACGUGGACGUGGACGAGGACGUGGACGUGGACAUAGACGUGUACAUGGAAGUGGACGUGGACGUGGACGUGGACAUGGAUGUGGACAUGGACAUGGACGUGGAUGUGGACGUGGACGUCGAUAUGGUCGAAGACGUGGACGUGGACGUGGACAUGGACGUGGACGUGGACGUCGACGUGGACAUGGACGUGGACGUGGACGUGGACGUGGACGUGAACAUGGACGUGGACGUGGACGUCGACAUGGACGUGGACAUGGACAUGGAUGUGGACGUGGACGUGGACGUGGACGUGGACAUGGACAUGGACAUGGACGUGGACGUGGUCGUGGACGUGGACGUGGUCGUGGACGUGGACGUGGACGUGGACGUGGACCUGGACGUGGACAUGGACGUGGACGUGGACGUGGACGUGGACGUGGAAAUGGACGUGGACGUGGACAUGGACGUGGACGUGGACGUGGACAUGGUCGUGGACGUGGACCUGGACGUGGACGUGGACAUGGACGUGGACAUGGUCAUGGACGUGGACGUGGACGUGGACGUGGACGUGGAGGUGGACAUGGACGUGGACGUGGACGUGGACGUGGACAUGGUCGUGGACGUGGACGUUGACAUGGACCUGGACGUGGACGUGGACAUGGACCUGGACGUGGACGUGGACGAGGACGUGGACAUGGACGUGGACGUGGACGUGGACGUGGACAUGGACGUGGACGUGGACGUGGACAUCGACGUGGACGUGGACGUGGACGUGGACGUGGACGUGGACGUGGACAUGGACGUGGACGUGGACGUGGACAUGGACCUGGACGUGGACGUGGAAGAGGACGUGGACAUGGACGUGGACGUGGACGUGGACGUGGACAUGGACGUGGACGUGGACGUGGACAUCGACGUGGACGUGGACGUGGACGUGGACAUGGAUGUGGAUGAGGACGUGGACGUGGAGGACUUGGACGUGGACAUGAACGUGGACGUGGACGUGGACGUGGACAUGGACGUGGACGUGGACAUGGACGUGGACGUAGACGUGGAUGUGGACGUGGACGUGGAUGUGGACGUGGACGUGGACGUGGACGUGGACGUGGACGUGGACGUGGACAUGGACAUGGACGUGGACGUGGACGUGGACGUGGACGUGGACAUGGACAUCGACGUGGACGUGGACGUGGACGUCGACAUGGACAUGGACGUGGACAUGGACAUGGACAUGGACGUGGACAUGGACAUGGACAUGGACGUGGACAUGGACAUGGACAUGGACAUGGACAUCGACAUGGACGUGGACAUGGACAUGGACAUGGACGUGGACGUGGACAUGGACAUGGACGUGGACGUGGACAUGGACAUGGGCGUGGAUGUGGACAUGGAGUUGGACGUGGACGUGGACGUGGACAUGGACGUGGACGUGGACAUGGUCGUAGACAUGGACCUGGACGUGGACGUGGACGUGGACGUGGACAUGGACGUGGACGUGGACGUGGACGUGGACGUGGACCUGGACAUGGACGUGGACGUGGACGUGGACGUCGACGUGGACGUGGACGUGGACGUGGACGUGGACGUGGUCGUGGACAUGGACCUGGACGUGGACGUGGACAUGGACGUGGACAUGGUCGUGGACGUGGACGUAGACGUGGACGUGGACGUGGACGUGGACAUGGUCGUGGACGUGGACGUGGAAGUGGACGUGGUCGUGGUCGUGGUCGUGGACAUGGACGUGGACGUGGACGUGGACGUGGACGUAGACAUGGUCGUGGACGUGGACGUGGUCGUGGACGUGGACGUGGACAUGGACAUGGACAUGGAAGUGGAUGUCGACGUGGACGUGGACAUGGACGUGGACCUGGACAUGGACAUAGACGUGGACGUGGACGUGGUCGUGGACGUGGACGUGGACGUGGACAUGGACGUGGACGUGGACGUGGACAUGGACGUGGACGUAGACGUGGACGUGGAGAUGGACGUGGACGUGGACGUGGACGUGGACAUGGACGUGGACAUGGAAGUGGACGUGGACGUGGACGUGGAUAUGGACGUGGACGUGGACGUGGACGUCGACGUGGACGUGAACAUGGAAGUGGACGUGGACGUGGACAUAAACGUGGACAUGGACAUGGACGUGGACGUGGACGUGGACAUGGACAUAGACGUGGUCGUCGACGUGGACGUGGACGUGGUCGUGGACGUGGACGUGGACGUCGACGUCGAGGUGGACAUGGACGUGGACGUGGACGUGCACGUGGACGUGGACGUCGACAUGGACGUGGACAUGGACGUGGACGUGGACGUGGACGUGGACAUGGUCGUGGACAUGGACCUGGACGUGGACGUGGACAUGGACGUGGACAUGGUCGUGGACGUGGACGUGGACGUGGAUGUGGACAUGGACGUGGACGUGGACGUGGACGUGGACGUGGACAUGGUCGUGGACGUGGACGUGGAAGUGGACGUGGUCGUGGUCGUGGUCGUGGACAUGGAUGUGGACGUGGACGUGGACGUGGACGUCGACGAGGACGUGGACGUGGACGUGGACGUGGACGUGGACGUAGACGUGGACGUGGACGUGGACGUGGACGUGGACAUAGACGUGGACAUGGAAGAGGACGUGGACGUGGACGUGGACAUGGACGUGGACAUGGACAUGGACGUGGACGUGGACGUGGACAUAAUGGACGUGGACGUGGACGUGGACAUGGACGUGGACGUGGACGUGGACAUGGAUGUCGACGUGGACGUGAACGUGGACAUGGACGUGGACGUGGACGUCGACGUCGACGUCGACGUGGACGUGGACGUGGACGUGGACAUGGAUGUGGUCGUGGUCGUGGACAUGGACGUGGACGUGGAUGUGCACGUGGACGUGCACGUCGACGUGGACGUGGUCGUGGACGUGGACGUGGACGUGGACGUAGACGUGGACGUGGACGUGGACGUGGACAUGAACGUGGACAUGGAAGUGGACGUGGACGUGGACGUGGACAUGGACGUGGACAUGGACAUGGACGUGGACGUGGACGUGGUUGUGGACGUGGACGAGGACGUCGACGUGGACGUCGUCGUGGACGUGGACGUGGACGUGGACGUAGACGUGGACGUGGAAGUGGACGUGGACAUGGACGUGGACAUGGAAGUGGACGUGGACGUGGACGUGGACAUGGACGUCGACAUGGACAAGGACGUGGACGUGGACGUGGACAUGGUCGUGGACGUGGACGUGGACGUGGACAUGGACGUGGACGUGGACGUGGACAUGGACGUGGACAUGGACGUGGACGUGGACGUGGACGUCGACGUGGACGUGAACAUGGACGUGGACGUAGACGUGGACAUGGACGUGGACAUGGACAUGGACGUGGACAUGGACAUGGACGUGGACGUGGACGUAGACGUGGACGUGGACGUGGACAUGGACAGGGACAUGGACGUGGACGUGGUCGUGGACGUGGACGUGGACGUGGUCGUGGACGUGGACGUGGACGUGGACGUCGACGUCGACGUGGACAUGGACGUGGACGUGGACGUAGACGUGGACGUGGAAAUGGACAUGGACGUGGACAUGGACGUGAAGUGGACGUGGACGUGGACAUGUGACGUGGACGUGGACGUGGACGUGGACAUGGACGUGGACAUGGACGUGGACGUGGACGUGGACAUGGACGUGGACAUGGACAUGGACGUGGACGUGGACGUGGACGUGGUCGUGGACGUGGACGUGGACGUGGACAUGGACGUGGACGUGGACGUGGACGUGGACGUGGACGUGGACAUGGACGUCGACGUGGACGUGGACGUGGACAUGGACGUCGACGUGGACGUGGACGUGGACAUGGAUGUGGACAUGGAAGUGGACGCGGACGUGGACGUUGACGUGGACGUGGACGUUGACGUGGACGUGGACGUGGACGUGGACAUGGACCUGGACGUGGACGUGGACAUGGACGUGGACAUGGACAUGGACGUGGACGUGGACGUGGACGUGGACGUGGAGAUGGACGUGGACAUGGACGUGGACGUGGACGUGGACGUGGACGUGGACAUGGACGUGGACGUCGACGUGGACGUCGACGUGGACAUGGACGUGGACGUGAAUGUGGACGUGGACGUGGACGUGGACAUGGACGUGGACGUAGACAUGGACGUGGACGUGGACGUGGACAUGGUCGUGUACAUGGACCUGGACGUGGACGUGGACGUGGACGUGGACAUGGACGUGGACGUGGACGUGGACAUGGACGUGGACGUGGACGUCGACGUCGACAUGGACGUGGACAUGGAUGUGGACGUGGACGUGGACGUGGACAUGGAUGUGGACGUGGACGUGGACAUGGACCUGGACGUGGACGUGGACCUGGACGUGGACAUGGACGUGGAUGUGGACGUGGACAUGGACGUGGACGUGGACGUGGAAGUGGACAUGGACGUGGACGUGGACAUGGACGUGGACGUGGACAAGGAUGCGGACGUGGACGAGGACGUGGACAUGGACGUGGACGUGGACAUGGUCGUGGACAUGGACCUGGACGUGGACGUGGACGUGGACAUGGACGUGGACGUGGACGUGGACGUGGACAUGGACGUGGACGUGGACGUGGACGUCGACGUGGACAUGGACGUGGACGUGGAUGUGGAUGUGGACGUGGACGUGGACGUGGACAUGGACGUGGAAGUGGACAUGGACGUGGACGAGGACGUGGACGUGGACAUGGUCGUGGACAUGGACCUGGACGUGGACGUGGACAUGGACGUGGACAUGGUCGUGGACGUGGACGUGGACGUGGAUGUGGACAUGGAUGUGGACGUGGACGUGGACGUGGACGUGGACAUGGUCGUGGACGUGGACGUGGAAGUGGACGUGGUCGUGGUCGUGGUCGUGGUCGUGGACAUGGACGUGGACGUGCACGUGAACGUGCACGUCGACAUGGACGUGGUCGUGGACGUGGACGUGGACGUAGACGUGGACGUGGACGAGGACGUGGACAUGGAUGUGGACAUGGAAGUGGACGUGGACGUGGACGUGGACAUGGACGUGGACAUAGACGUGGACGUGGACGUGGUCGUGGACGUGGACGUGAACGUAGACAUGGACGUGGACAUGGACGUGGACGUGGACAUGGACGUGGACAUGGACGUGGACGUGGACGUGGACAUGGACGUGGACGUGGACGUGGACGUGGACAUGGACGUGGACAUGGAAGUGGACGUGGACGUGGACGUGGACAUGGACGUGGACGUGGACGUGGACGUCGACGUGGACGUGAACAUAGACGUGGAGGUGGACGUGGACAUGGUCGUGUACAUGGACCUCGACGUGGACGUGGACGUGGACGUGGACAUGGACGUGGACAUGGACAUGGACGUGGACGUGGACGUCGACAUGGAUGUGGACAUGGAUGAUGUGGACGUGGACGUGGACGUGGACAUGGACGUGGACGUGGACAUGGUCGUGGACAUGGACGUGGACGUGGACGUGGACGUGGACAUGGACGUGGACGUGGACGUGGACGUGAACGUGGACGUGGACAUGGACGUGGACGUGGACAUGGACGUGGACGUGGACGUGGACGUGGACGUCGACUUGGACAUGGACGUGGAUGUGGACGUGGACGUGGACGUGGACAUGGACGUGGACGUGGACAUGGACGUGGACGAGGACGUGGACGUGGACAUGGUCGUGGACAUGGACCUGGACGUGGACGUGGACAUGGACGUGGACAUGGUCGUGGACGUGACCUGGACGUGGACGUGGACAUGGACGUGGACAUGGUCGUGGACGUGA